GACAGCCGCUCCGAUGAUAUGAUUGGCUGAGGAGAGCGAGACUAGGCCCUUCAAAAGGCAGCAGGGGGCGGGCUCUGCCUGCUCAUUGGCUGGGCGGCCCGUCAGUCUGACCUGGCAUCUGGCGGUUGCUCGCGGAGCGGCCGGCGCGGUGGGCAGCGGCAUGGAGUCGGCGGAGCUCGGGAACCUGGCCGGCGUCCGGCACGUCCUGCUGGUGCUGUCGGGGAAGGGGGGUGUCGGGAAGAGCACCGUGUCGGCCGAGGUGGCCUUGGCCCUGCGCCACCACGGCAAGAAGGUGGGCAUCCUGGACGUGGACCUGUGCGGGCCCAGCAUCCCUCGCAUGCUGCGCGCGCAGGGCCGGGCCGUGCACCAGUGUGACAGCGGCUGGGUGCCCGUCUUCGUGGACCAGGAGCAGAGUAUCGCCCUCAUGUCCGUGGGCUUCCUGCUCGAGAAGCCCGACGAGGCUGUGGUGUGGAGAGGCCCCAAGAAGACCGCGCUCAUCAAGCAGUUUGUGUCGGACGUGGCCUGGGGGGAGCUGGACUACCUGGUGGUGGACACGCCCCCGGGGACCUCGGAUGAACACAUGGCCGCCGUGGAAGCCCUGCGCCCCUGCAGGUGCCUGCAGGCGCUCGUGGUCACCACGCCACAGGCCGUGUCCGUGGGGGACGUGAGGCGGGAGCUGACUUUCUGUAGGAAGACAGGGCUGCAGGUGCUGGGGGUCGUGGAGAACAUGAGCGGCUUCUCCUGCCCGCACUGCUCAGAGUGCACCAACAUCUUCUCCCGGGGCGGAGGCGAGGAGCUGGCCAGACACGCAGGCGUCCCCUUCCUAGGCUCCGUGCCCCUGGACCCUGAGCUUGGCAAGAGCCUCGAGGAGGGCCGGGACUUCAUCCAGGAGUUCCCCAAGAGCCCAGCGUUCCCCGUGCUCACUUCCAUAGCCCAGAAGAUUCUGGAUGGGACGCCUGCCCGCAUCGCCUGACCCAGAACCCACAGGGACUGCCCUGCACGCCAUGUGUUGGCCUGCACUUUGCCCAGCUCGGCCCUUGCCCAAGCUUUGAUACUGUCUGGGAACCUGCUCCUGGCUGCGAGGGAGGGUAACUAGGCAACCCACCCAGCUGCCUUCUCCCCUUAAUUAAACAUCUCCAUUGCCACA
Molecule: messenger RNA, 1147 nt
Organism: Ochotona princeps (American pika)
Lineage: Eukaryota; Metazoa; Chordata; Mammalia; Lagomorpha; Ochotonidae
Gene: NUBP2
Product: NUBP iron-sulfur cluster assembly factor 2, cytosolic
Exons: 7
Coding region: 161-973 (270 amino acids)
Biological process (GO): iron-sulfur cluster assembly
Cellular component (GO): cytosol
Molecular function (GO): ATP binding; 4 iron, 4 sulfur cluster binding; ATP-dependent FeS chaperone activity
Source: RefSeq, a predicted model, not a curated record